This is a messenger RNA of Ahaetulla prasina, 4534 nucleotides long. RefSeq names its product arginyl aminopeptidase like 1 (gene RNPEPL1). Bases 16 to 2805 code for a protein of 929 amino acids. Gene Ontology annotation, molecular function: metalloaminopeptidase activity; zinc ion binding. Gene Ontology annotation, biological process: proteolysis. The transcript has 11 exons. The record is from RefSeq and is a predicted model, not a curated record. Lineage: Eukaryota; Metazoa; Chordata; Lepidosauria; Squamata; Colubridae.
CAGCCUCCCAGCACGAUGCGCUCCCGCCUGUCUCCCCGCCAUCAUCCCGAGGCCGGGCUGGGGGGCGACGGGAUCCAUAAAGCUCGAGGCUCCCGUCCAACGGCCGGCUGGGCAAGGCGGGCGUCGAAAGGCCGCUCCGGCCUCCUCGCGCGCCGCUCUCGGGCGCCGCCCAGCGCCGCCGCCGCCUCCCUUUCCUCCUCCUCCUCCGCCAGCCGCACGCAGCGCUUCGCCCCGCUCGGGGCAGGCAGGCAGGCAGGCCGGCCGGCUGGGCCUCGCCUCUUCCUGGCGCCGGCGAGCGGCUUCCCGGGCGGCCUGGGUGAGUCGUCGUCGGCCGCCGCCGCCGGGCCUCCCGCGCCCGCCCAUGGAUUUUACUUAGGCCUCAUGGCGGCCCCCGAGACUCUCCCGGACGUGGCCUCGGCCUCCAGCGCCUCGCUCUUCCGCCUCCGCCACCUCCGCCUCGGGCUGGACCUGCGGCCUGAGGCCCGCGCCUUGGCCGGCUGCCUGGUGCUGGAGUUGUGCGCCCGGCCGGCGCCCGGCGGGGCCCAACCAGAAGCGGCCGAGGAGGAGGAAGAAGAGCGGCGGCCCCGCCGACCUCGCGUCCUGGUCUUGGACACCCACCCGGCCCUUCGGGUGGCCUCCGUGGCUUUCCGGCCUUGCCCCGCCGGCGAGGCCCGCUGCGGCUUCGUCUUCUCCAGCGGCGCGGAAAGCGAGCCUCCGGGCCGGGCCGGCCUUCUUCUGCCGCCGCCGCCGGCCCGCCCGUCCUCCUCCUCCUCGGCUCCGGCGGGCCACCCGCACCCGCAUUGCCUCCUCAGCACCGCCAGCGCACUUUCGGCCUUCGGGCAACCGCCGCCGCCGCCCGAAGGGGACCGGCCGGGUUUAGCCGCCUCCCCGGAGUCCCUGAGGGACCCUCCGGCUGGAAUAGCCCCGCCGCCGUGGGGCGAGCAGCCUCCGCCGGCCGGGCCUUGGGCCUGCGCCCCGCUGGAGAGCGCCGAGGCUCCCGCGCCGCCCUUGCCCGCUUUCCCCCGCUCGGCGCCCGCCCCGUGCCCGCUCUUCUUCCGCGUGGAUCCCUUCACCGACUACGGCUCGGCGCUCAGCGUCUCCCUGCCGGCUUCGCUGGAGCCUCAGCGGCCCUUCCAGAUCAUCGUCCGCUACACCACCGUGGAUGCCCCCGCGAUCUGGUGGCUGGAUCCUGAGCUCACCUACGGCAACUCUAAGCCAUUUGUUUUCACUCAAGGCCAUUCGGUGUGCAACCGGUCCUUCUUCCCCUGCUUUGACACGCCGGCUGUGAAAUGCACUUACUCCGCGGUUGUCAAGGCCCCUGCAGGUAUGCAGGUGUUAAUGAGCGCCACCCAAAGUACCUACAAGGAAGAAGAGGGCGUAUACCAGUUCUACAUGGAGUACCCCAUCCCCGCUUACCUGGUGGCUCUGGUGGCCGGGGAUCUUGUCGCCGCAGAGGUUGGUCCUAGGAGCAAAGUCUGGGCCGAGCCAUGCCUAUUGUCAACAGCCAUCAGCAAACUCUCAGGUCGGGUGGAGCACUGGCUCAGCGCUGCAGAGAGCCUCUACGGUCCCUAUAUCUGGGGCAGGUACGACAUCGUUUUCCUCCCUCCCUCGUUCCCCAUCGUCGCCAUGGAGAACCCGUGUUUGACCUUCGUAAUCUCGUCCAUCUUGGAGAGCGAUGAGUUUCUCAUCAUCGACAUCAUCCACGAAGUAGCCCACAGCUGGUUUGGCAAUGCCGUCACCAACGCCACCUGGGAAGAGAUGUGGUUGAGCGAAGGGCUGGCCACUUACGCUCAGCGCCGAAUCACGACGGAGACUUACGGUGCUGCUUUUACGUGCCUGGAGACAGCCUUCCGCCUUGAUGCCCUUCACCGGCAAAUGAAGCUCCUUGGGGAGGACAAUCCAGUCAGCAAACUUCAGGUUAAACUUGAACCAGGUGUGAAUCCCAGCAACCUGAUGAACCUCUUCACCUACGAGAAAGGGUUCUGCUUUGUUUACUAUCUGUCUCAGCUGUGCGGAGACCCAACACAUUUUGAUGCCUUUCUCCGAACUUAUAUCGAGAAGUACAAGUUCGCAAGCGUUGUAGCCCAAGAUCUGUUGGAUUCCUUCUUGGCAUUUUUUCCAGAUCUGAAAGAACAAUGCAUCGAUUGCAAAACAGGGCUAGAGUUUGACCGCUGGCUCAAUGCCACAGGGCCUCCUUUAGUCGAACCAGACUUAUCUCAGGGAUCCAGCUUGACCCAGCCGGUGGAGACGCUGUUCCAUCUCUGGACCACAGAGCCUCUGGACGCAGGAGCUGCUGCGAACAGCGUCAACAUCGCCGAGUGGCAAACAUUCCAAACGGUGCUUUUCCUGGAUAGGUUACUGGAUGGGUCGCCCUUGCCACAUGAGGUGAUAAGAAAGUUGUCGGAAUGCUACUCGGCUCAGCUGGAAAACAUGAACGCCGAGAUUCGCAUCCGCUGGCUGCAGAUCAUCGUCCGCAAUGAUUACUAUCCUGAUGUUCACAAAGUCCGUCGCUUCUUGGAAAACCAGAUGUCCCGCAUGUACACGAUUCCAUUGUACGAGGACCUCUGCACCGGCACCCUCAAGUCCUUCGCCCUAGAGGUUUUUUUACAGACCCAAGCCCAGCUGCACCCGAACCUGCGGAAAACCAUUCAUCAGAUCCUGACCCAGGGCUUGAACCCACCACUUCUCGCCACGGACACGGCCGCGGCCGCCGUGGUGGCGGACCCUCCAGGCGUCGAGCUUGAGGACAGAGGAGCCGCCGCGCAUGGCGCCGUUUCUCUCAGGGACGUCAAUGUGUCUGCUUAGCUCACGCUGGACCAUGGAAGCUGGAAGGGCCAGCCAGAACGCCAAGCUAGGACUGCCCUCUCUUGCCCUUGGUGCCACUGCUGGGGAGGGGGGGGAGGGGUUGGAUUUUUUUUUUAAAUUCCUCCCCACGUAUGUGUACAUCGAGAGUCCUAUGUGCCUUCAGGUGCCUGACCCCCCUAGGCACAACGAGAUAUCAGGGAUGUAUUUUUUUUUUUCCUUUCUAACUCUUUUAAGCAGUGACUGGGAGCAAGCGACUGUUUGGGCUCAUUGCAUCAUGAAUCUGAACAUCGGACUGAUUUUUGUGUGUGUGCGCGUGCGUGUGUGUGUGUGUGUGUGUGUGGCUGCCAACAAAGCGCAAUUUCCGGCACUCGCUCUCCAAGCCUUGAAGGAGGAGGCAGCAAAAAAAUCCACCCUGGUCCCCAAGGCUGGAAGGGAAGAAAAACACUGAUCAGGAUCAUGGUAAAAUGUCGAAAUGUCGGGAUUUCAUCCCGCCGUCACGCUGCGUUCGAGACCCAGCAUCCGAAAGAAUGAAGCGCUUUCUUCCAAGCGGUGUCUCGGUUUUCAGGAAAACGGUUGGAAAUGGGUCAGAAAUGAAGGGAGACUUGGAUGGGGUUCGCAGGCUGAGGGUGUGAGUGCACACCAGGCUUUAUAGAAACGGGGAGGGGGGGGAGAGAAGCCAAGCCUUUGGGGGAAGGGGUGUGGUAGAAACAUGGGUGUUAACACCGCUUUGCUUUCCUCGGAGACCAGCAAGCCCAACGCUUACGGUGUCGUAGGCACACAGUGGCCAGCAGGGAUGGGAAGGCCUUGCGAGACGGCGCCACGGUUAUGUCAGUGGCCAAUCACCAAAUGCAACAGUGCAAUGUCGCUAUUUCCACAGCAGGUAGUGUUCUUUGCGAAACAAAACCAACCACCACCACACAAAAGCCUGUACUGAGGUUGCUGUAAACCUACUGACUUUUGUCUUCACAUCUUUGGCGCUGUGGGUCUUUGGAUGUUGCCGCUGGUGGGUUUCCAACCCCUUCGUCCAUUAUUCCCCACGCGCACACGCGAGCUCAACGCAACCCUUUCCACGUGUUUUUUUGUUACCAAAGCAACUCUGGGAUUUCUUUGCGUGUGUGCCUCCCUUGUUCAAGAGUAAUAUUUAUUCUCUGUCCCAGUAAAGAUGGGCAGAUAACCCCCCUAGAUACCACUCUAGUGUAUAGCUCUGGCAGAGAGGGUGCUUGUCCGCUGUCUCCUAUUUUGUGAAAACUGGUUCCAGGUCCGCAAAAGUGCUUCAAUUGUCUUGUCUCCACGUCCUUGUGCUCUGUUCCUUCUGAAAUAUCUUUUCACUUUGGGGCGAUUUUGGGCUUCAGACAAAAAAAAGGUGGACGAGCAAUAAUGAAGUCGGGACUCCAAAAUUGCUUGCGUUGGGUUGUGACCGUUUGCCGUCGCGGCUCUGGAAUUUCCUCCCAUCAUUUGAAAAUGCGCAAGGGCUCCCUUGUCGUCGUCCCCCCCCCCUCCGGAAACACCUUCCCAUUUUAAGGUGUUUUGAUUGGCAGCACUUUUGAUACCUGCUCCAGUCUGGCCGAGACCGCAACCACUACACACCUUUUUACCAUCCUAAGCUCUGUUAUCCUGCAUUUUUAAUUUUUAUUUUCCAGGAGAAUGUAUGCAACCAGGGUGGAAAUUCCUUGGAGAUGUACCUGGAUGCCUUACAGUAACAUCACUUAUAAAUGUUGAAUUAAACUAA